This is a messenger RNA of Empidonax traillii (willow flycatcher), 1264 nucleotides long. RefSeq names its product mannose-binding protein-like. NCBI's taxonomy places the organism in Eukaryota, Metazoa, Chordata, Aves, Passeriformes, Tyrannidae. Bases 1 to 453 code for a protein of 150 amino acids. The record is from RefSeq and is a predicted model, not a curated record. The transcript has 4 exons.
AUGUCUGCCCAAGGCCAGGCAAAGAGCAAAGGGCUCACUCCCACAGUGUCGUAUGCAGCCCUUGUAAAUAAGGGUGGUGAGGCUGAGCAAGUUCAGCCUGAAGAGAAAAUUUAUUCCUGGGCAGAAAUUCAGUGCAGUGCUCCUGCAGUCAAUGGCUCACCAGGCAGAGAUGGUCCUAAAGGUGCAAAGAGAGAACCAGGAGAAGAAUUUAGAGGCGUGGAGAGUUUCCCUGGAAAAGUGGGACCUCCAGGAAUAAAAGGAGCUUUAGGACCACAAAGAAAGAAAGGAGAAAAAGGAGAAUAUGGAACUUUGAUUUUAAAGAACAUCAAGAGUAUUGCUAAAAACCAUACUUGUCUCAACUGGAAAUCGCUUUGUACAAAAGCUGUAAGUGCACUUGCCUCUCCCAGGAAUGAGGCUAAAAACACAGAUGUACAAGGCUUUGUAACACCUUGAAAACAGGCUUGUAUGGAGAUGUCUGAUGAACAGACUGAAGGUUCAUGAAUCAGGUUCAUGAAUCUGAAUGGAAGGACUGUAACGUACAGGAGCCGGAAUGACAGAGAAGUAAUCUACAAAAUGAAGAAUACAAGACUUUGGAAAAAUGGAUUGACAUUAAUUAUUCAAAUUCACAUGCAUUAAUUACUUGUGAAUUCUUGAGCUGAUAAAUCUAAGAAAACCCAACUUUUUUUUCUCACUUAUGUGGUUGAUAUAGAAGUUUGUUCCCAUAAAGGUGGCCUGGAAUAACCAGAACAAGAGUGUAUUUAUAAUUGCUGUCUCUUUGAUGUUCAGUUUUGAAUCUCCUAAUAAAGUACAGAUUUCAUUUUUCCAGUCAAUAUGAAAUAAAUUGUGUUUAUCAUGGUGGUAUAAGGUUAAUAAAUUAUGGCAUGCUCAGGGGGCUAGUUAUUAUAUCUGUCUGAGUUUCUCAUAAAUGCAGCAUGAAGAAGGCAUUUUUUUAGUUAUCUUGAAACUAGUGAAAAAUUUGUCUGUAUUCCAUCUUUGAGCUGAGCUCUAAACUUGGAGAAAUUACUCUCCACAUGUUGCUUCUGAUAUAUUAUUUUAUGAUGUAAAUAAUGGACAGUGCAUACAGUCCUAUAUUCAGUAUUUAGUGAUGUCUUUGCUCCUAGUGCACUUUUACUCUAGUUCUAAAAUUGACUAAUAAUGAUCACUUAGAGCCUAGAGUAGUAUUUGUCAUCUGGGUACAGAAGUCCACGGCACACAAGUGACUACUGACGUAGAAAUAAUUUCUUUUUUGAAGUUUCAGCUAUUU